GAGGAGGACCUCGGCCGGUGGGCGCUGCACCCGCAGUCCAGCCACGUCGUCGUGGCCGCGCUCGCGAGCUGCGCCGAGGGCGACGCGCAGGCCAUCGCCCUGCGGCUGCUCGAGGGCGGCCAGGACGGGGUCGUCGCGCUCGCCAGGAACCGCUUCGGAGCCGGCGUGGUCCGCACGCUGCUGAGGCUCCCCGACCCGGCCUCGCAGGGCGCCCUGCGGCUGCUCUGGGGCGCCGCGCCUCGGCUGUGGCCGACCAGGUAUGGGCGCACGCUGCUCCGGGAGGUGGGCAUCGUGCCGGCGGAGGCCCCCGAGGCGCCAGAGGAGGGCGCGCCGCCGAGCUGGCGGAGGGCGGUGCGAAGCCUCGACGGCUCGAGACGUCCACUGACGCAGGAGUCGGUCGUGCCUGGUCGCAAGUCCUGGCCAGUUCAGCACCUGCCCCGUUGGCCCGCGAUGGCCGCCACUGGCGCUCCGCGGCGAGCGGUACGGCUCGCAUUGGUGGCGGGGACGGCCUGGCAUCACGGAGUGCGAUCAAAGCGUGCCGCGGCCGCGCGGCUGGUUCCCACGGCGACGCUGAACAGUGUAGCGCAGCUGCCUCCACCGCCAGGUGAAGUACACAAGAGAGAACAUCGCGAGUCCACCCAGAGGAGAACGGCUCGUACCUUGAAGAUACGGAGCUUCAACGCCGAAUCCCUACGGGUGGUCGGCCGCCUCGACGAGCUGCUGCGGCUCGCCGAGAACGAGACCGUGGCCAUCUUUACCAUGCAAAGCACCCAUAUGGACCUCGGCAUGACAUGGAAAACGGGACAGUUCGAGGUGCUUUCCCUGGCGCGCUCAGGGAAGGGCCAGCGCGACGGCUGCCUCAUCGCCACCAACAUGACGCACUUCAAGAGCUUCGAGGUCCGCUGUGAACAAGUAUGGAUGCAGGGGCGGAUUCACGGCAUUCGCCUCCGCAGCUCCCACAGCGCCUGCUACGGGCUAGACAUCUACACCAUGAGCGGCUAUGCUCCCACUAAUGAGCCAGGUCGACCUCCCCAGGGCGCUGAUCCUAAUGCUCUCCGUUACGCCCAUCUGGCCCUGCGGGAAGCGCUCUGGCAGGCAUGCCGCAAAGCCAUCGGUCAGGUCCCUGCGCGCGCUGCUUUGGUCCGCGCGCUGGACGCCAACGCCCAUUUACCCCCUCAUCUUCCAUUGGUAGGCUACGCUGGUGCGAGCCAUAAGAUCCCAACCAUCAGCGACACUGGGCACUCGCCGAUUGACCUGAUGGAGGAUCACGGCCUCCUGGCGCUCAAUACUUCCGGCAGCACAAAGAGAUGCAACGGCGCGUGGCGCAGCCCCAUCGGCUCCCGGGCGAUCAGGAGUGAGAAGCGCCAGCGAACGGUGGCGCCCGCGGAGCUCGCCGAGCAGGCAGCUGGCCAAACCAACCUGAGGAAGCUCCACGCCACCGCAAGAAAGGCUUGGAAGGUGGCGGUCGACAUGUCGGCGGCCCCGCUACUGCGGGUCUCCGAGGCGGCCCGGGCCCUGGGGAAGGCCUCCCAGAGGUUCAAGGAUGGCGAGACGGUCCUCUUGCGCAAGCCCAAGGGCGACGGCAGCUCCGCGAAGCACGACUACCGCGCCAUCAGCCUGAUUGGCCUCGUGGGCAAGUCCUCUGCGCGGGCCGCCGCCCUGGACGCGCUGCGCGCCGUUGCGCAUCGUGUCCCUCCCACGCAGUUCGGAGCCAUGCCUGGGCGUGGCACCCGAGGCGCGGUGGCGAUAACCUUGGAGGGCUCGAGGAUCUUCAAGUACGAGGGGGGCGCUCGCAUGACCAUGGAGGAGCUCCGCGACGGCAUGUGCUACUUGUUCCGCGACAAGCUAGCGGCUAAGGUUGCGGAGGUCCAGGCUGGACAGAACUACGCGAGCGUCUCGGUCUACUUUGACCCCUCCCUCGAGCGCGUCAGAACCAAUCGCGGCAUGGAGGCCGAGGGCUGCGCCGCGGUCGACGCCAGCCGCCCCGAGUUCUUGGAUGGCUUGUUGGGAUGCCACGGCGUCAAGCUGGCAGCCAAUGGUAGCUGCCAGGUCGAGGUGCCCUUCCAGUUCCAGCGGCUCCCGACGGGCAAGGCGAUGUUCGAGCCGACGGGCGCGGGCUAG
Molecule: messenger RNA, 2121 nt
Organism: Prorocentrum cordatum
Lineage: Eukaryota; Dinophyceae; Prorocentrales; Prorocentraceae
Source: the annotation of a GenBank genome assembly